AUGGAGAUGUGUUGUGGAUACAUCCUUCUAUUCUUACUGGGUUUAGCUGGUUAUGCUUAUCACAAGUAUGUCAAAAGAUGCGCCAGAAGAGAACAUUUGGAAAAAAUGAUUGCAAGAAGACAGAGAGAACGAGAAGAGAGUAUUGAAAUGGCCAAGCGGGUUUCUUCCAAAAUUGACUCUGUACUAAGAGACAGGAUAGCAUCUUGGAACUUUGAGCAAUUGAGAGAUGAAUUGCAAAGAGGUACAAUCACUGCUGUGCAGGCUGUGCAAACAUAUUUCCAUCAAGGAGUUAUAGCGCAAGAAAAAACAAAUUGUGCCACACUUUUCAUGAAGGAAGCUGAACGUUGGGCUGAAGAAUGGGAUGAGAAAGCAAAGGACCCCAGUUUUAAGAAGCCAGCCUUUUUCGGAAUACCUAUCUCAGUGAAAGAAUGCGUACCUGUUAAAGGCUACGACGUCACUCGUGGCUUCGCUCAAGAUCUGUUCAAACCUUGCGAAAAUGACUCUAUCCUCAUCACUCACGUCAAAAAACUUGGAUGCAUACCUUUUGUUGAAACUAAUGUUCCCCAGUCCUUGUUGACUUACAACAGUUGCAAUCCUAUUUACGGAGCAACGAACCAUGUGCUGGAUAAAACGAGAACCACUGGUGGAUCAUCAGGAGGAGAAUCAGCUAUAUUGUCUGCUGAAGGAUCCAUAUUAGGAAUCGGUGGAGACGUUGGCGGUUCAAUCAGAAUUCCUUGUCACUUUACGGGAAUGGCUGGAAUUAAGCCAUCUCACUUACGUUUUGCUCACCGUGGUGUCACUGGAGCUGUUCCUGGACGUCCGCUCAUCAACGCCAACGAUGGACCAAUGUGCCGAGAUGUGAAAACUAACGUGGAAUUUUUAAGACAGGUUUGGGGCGAUAGUUUCCAGUCAGAUCAAGAUCCAUACUGCCCUCCUGUGAAAUUUAAUGAAAGCUUGUAUGAAGAAGGGCGCAAGUAUAAAAUUGGAUACUACGUCGACGACGGAUGGUUCACACCUGUGCCAGCGGUUCAAAGAGCCGUUCUGGAAGCGAAAGAAAUUCUGGAAAAAGCCGGUCACACUGUGGUUCCAUUCCGUCCACCUAAUGUAGCACAAAUGUUCAAAAUGUAUAUUCGAGCCCUAUGUGUGGAUGGAGGUCAAUUCGUACUGAACAAACUCUUGACAGAUAUCAUGGAGCCUACAUUAUACACACAAGCUAUGAUUUAUGCUAUUCCUAUCUGGAUUCAAAGAUUGAUCGCCAUUCCCAUAAGAUUCGUCUUCCCCCGUUUGGCUAACGUCAUGGAAGCGAUGACACUCAGCACUUUGGAACUUCGGGAAGCUUACGCAGAAAUUGAGUCAUACCGUGAUGCCUUCGUUGGACAGAUGAUGAAUGACGGAGUUGAUGCUAUACUCUGUCCACCACAGGUAAUGGUAGCCCCACCACAUGCAUCACCAUGUAAGCUCUUCUCUGCUGUCACUUACACGUGUAUCUUCAAUCUGUUAGAUUUUGGCGCAGGAGUUGUGAACGUUACGAAAGUUAAACCAGAAGACGAGGAUAAGUUGGAAAACGAGUAUCCACAAACAGAUGCUUGGUAUAAAGAAGCUAAGAGAGCAUGCAAGGAUACCGUUGGUUUCCCCGUGAACGUUCAAGUUGCGGCUGCUCCAUAUCGUGAAGAAAUUGUUCUCAGAAUUUUGAGAGAUAUCGAGAUAUCAGUUACUGGAAAAUAA
This is a messenger RNA of Auanema sp. JU1783, 1725 nucleotides long. The record is from the annotation of a GenBank genome assembly. NCBI's taxonomy places the organism in Eukaryota, Metazoa, Nematoda, Chromadorea, Rhabditida, Rhabditidae.